Molecule: messenger RNA, 2946 nt
Organism: Perkinsus marinus ATCC 50983
Lineage: Eukaryota; Perkinsozoa; Perkinsida; Perkinsidae
Product: subtilisin, putative
Exons: 12
Coding region: 1-2946 (981 amino acids)
Biological process (GO): proteolysis
Molecular function (GO): serine-type endopeptidase activity
Source: RefSeq, a predicted model, not a curated record
AUGUUGCAAAUUGGUGUCAUUGAGAUUGUCGGAACUAACGACCCGACUCCUUUCGUGCAGCAGAUGAACAUGAUGGGCAUGCUAGCUGAAGAGGACUUUUCGAUCGAACUGGCGAAUCACGACCGACGUUCUCUCUCCAUGUCCGCACCAGAUGAUACGUAUUUCGGCCAACAAUGGGCUCUCGAUGACAUGCGGGUCCAUCAAAUAUUGAAUGACCGCCUGUCCGAUAACAACACCAGUUGUGAUCAGGAUGAUCACCCGAUGAUUCCUGUUGCUCUCAUCGACUCCGGUGUCGAUUAUGGUCAUCCUGACGUCGCGGAUGCAAUAUAUGAGAACGAAGCUGAGGACGGUAUGAUGGCACAGUAUCUGGUCGACGACGAUUCGAAUGGAUUCAUCGAUGAUGUCCGUGGUUGGAACUUCAUUGACGAAAAUGCUAAUGUAAUGGACAACAAUGGACAUGGCACAGCGUGUGCUGGUCUGAUCGCAGCAGAAGGUUUCAACGGCGAGGGGAUCAUCGGUGUUGGCUACCCCUUCGCCCGAGUGUUGCCCCUGAAGGUAUUUGAUUAUGAUGUCACUGGUCGGCUGAGCGAUGCGCUGCGAGCAUUUGACUACGCUAUCGACAAGGGUGUGAAAAUAAGCAGUGUAUCCUGGUUUGCAAGAUCUUAUUCGGCCGUCUUCCAUAUCGCGGUUGGGCGUGCUGGAACAUUUGGUCAUCUACUCGUGGCUGCUGCCGGCAACGAUGGCCAGGACUUGGAUGUUAUGGGUGGGAGUUAUCCAUGUGGUUUCAAUGCUACUAAUGUUCUCUGUACGGCUGCGCAUACUGCCAGUGGGGACCGAUGGAUUUCGUCUAACUACGGGCCAAUUGUAGUCGACGUAUCUGCUCCUGGUGUCAACGUCAUCUCAACUGCCACCCCGAAUGGUUAUGCUACAUUCAAUGGUACCAGCUUAGCCGCUGCUGAAGUAGCUGGACUCGCUGCCUUAUUAAUUGGAGCACGGUCGCCAUUCCCUCUGGCAUUUGACGAAGUGAUCGCCGCAAUCAUCAGUACUGCUAGCGUAUCAGGAUGGACUGCCUAUGGACGUGUCGAUGCAUAUGCCGCUUUGCAAGCGGUCGUUGGCAAUGCUAACUGGCUUAACGGGGCCCUCACUGUCUGGAAGGACGAUGAAUGCGUCGAAUAUGUCCGACUCUCUCCAUUUUCGAGCGUCGAGAUGCAGCUUUGCGUAUUCACGCCUCCUAUGAUAGGCUACAGAGAGUAUGAUUUGGGAGGCGUUAUUGGUGAAGGCGCUGUCCACCUGGACAUCCGCCUUCGAGCUGUUCCCCCACCUGGUGCCUGCCAAGUAUCAGUUCCGAUGAUAGACUUUGGAGUUUUGAUGGCUGGCAGCACAGGUAUUGCCAGCUAUACUAUUACUAAUACUUUUGGCUCUGACCUCGUUGUCGACCCAAGUAGAAUACUCCCAACGACUCCAGAAGUCCAAGUUAUCCUCCCAGCUGGUCCGGUCGUUGUUGCUGAGGGCCAGUCGGUCAUUGUCGAGCUCUCGUUGGCCGUAUUUCACCCAGGGCCCGUCAAUCUUGUGGUUGACAGCUUGAGUGAGAAUUGCCCGCCCAUACCUCUGACGGCCUCUGUCCAGUCAUCAACUAUCCGUGUGUCCAACGGCUCGGCCACGAAUUCUACAGAGUAUAUCCCUGUUGGUUUGCGGAUGGUUCCCUCUACGGCUACAAUUGAGAAUCCCUCAACGUACGAGCUGAAGACGCAAGUGGUCGCUAGCGAUGCCGAAUAUCUGGUUGAAGGUCCAUUCUCUGCGGUAUCUUUUCCUAUCUGGCCUACUGGUGGAGGCUGGGUCCCGGAAAUCUCUAUUGUUGGUCAACAUAUACUAUCGGGUUGUAUCGGAGGUGAAGUGCAUAUGAUCUCUCUUGGCCAGUACUUCCCCUUUUUCGGCGUUGACGUCGACUCGGUCAAUGUUGGUUGCAAUGGUUUCAUCGAGUUGCCGCCAUUGUCACCAUCGCCAGUCACGGCCCUCCCUCGUAUCCCUUCGCCAGCUGAGCCGAAACAUGCUAUUGCCGCUUACUGGACUGAAGCUAAUUCAACUAGAUGCUCCGUUAGCUCUUGCAAUAUCUCGUACGUGUUGGACUACAAGACACGUCUGUUGGUGGUCGAAUGGGAUGGUUUGGAGGUUCGAGUGAACAACAGUUGGCACACGUUGAGUAUGCAGGUCCACUUGUUCUCGGAAGGACGUAUCGAUCUACUCUACGCCUCUUUGCCUGACCCAGCUUAUCGUGAGGAUGUUGCAGCUGGCUUGAAGGGAAGUGACGCUAACGACUGUCCCAACUUGAUGCAUCUCUUGGCUACCUCCGGACCUCUUACAUUGAUCUUUAUCCCAAAGGUUAAAUCCCAACAAGUGAUCGUUCCGCCACUUUCCUCCAUGUCUGUCAACUUCUCUCUGGCUGUGCCAUACAUGGGUGUACCCGAUGAUGAUCUUGACGCAUGGUGUGAAGAUGAUAUCAACUGGUUGGACGGUGCUGGGAGACACUGCGCUGAUUACGUUGCUGAGGCUCUGUGCACCCCGGCUGGUCUCUACGGUAUUGGUUGGAAUGCUCUAUGGGGUGACUUUAUGACUGUUGCUACAACUACGCCAGCGAAUGUCAGUUGUUGCGGUUGUGGUGGAGGAACUUGGUACCGAGACGAUAGCCCUGGCGCUGACUGGCAGGACAUCGUCAAGCUGGAAUUGAAGUAUAGCAACAGCUCUCAGGGCAAGUUUGAUCGAACGGUCAAAGGUAGUCAGUCGCUUGAUCUCAUACUGACCGGUAUUGAGCCUGUGGUUUCAACUGCUGGUGGUAACAGGAUACUCCGUGUCGUUGCUCUUGACUCUAGCGGCGUCAUCAACAACAAGGAGACCGGGUUGAUUGUCACUGUCGAGGAACCUGCCACUUGCGAUUCGAAACAUGCUUGA